AUGGCGGGUAGAGGGGCUGGCCAGCGUCGUCGCCGCCGCGCAAAUGCGGCUAACAAGACGCGAUUCGUGCGUGAAAUGGUGAUUAAACCGCGUUGGCUAUGGUGCAUGUGCUGCCUUAGUACCUCUGUGAAGCAUUUCAAGCCCGAAAUCAUGGAGGCCCAGGAAGUUUUCGAGAUUGACUGUGUCCUCGGUGGGGAGGAAUCCAUUCUGGGAUAUGACUUCGGCAUAUACAGUCUAUCCUACGCCACGGUCAAAUCUAUGCAAUGUAACCAGAUUUACACGAGUAUCAUUGACUGGGUGGCCACUUCUGGAGAUGCAAAUUAUUUAGGAUUUGCCUCUGACAAUCGUCGUGCAAAGGUGGCCCUAACUCGCGCACGGUCAUGUCUCAUUGUUGUUGCUGAUGGUAACAUGAUCAACAAUAAUCAACUCGGUGAUGAAAGCAAGAGAAACGAUCAGCGCGUCGACACAAUCCUCUGUGCAGCCCACUAUGGCACCUUUAGCUAUCCCCCGACCAUCACUCGCCUAGCUGAUAAGGAUAAGUCUUGCACGUGCGAGACAUAUAUACCUUAUCUCGAUGGACACGUCUCGCAUAUGCCAGACAAGUAUACCAACCCAAGACAUCGAGCGAUCCCGGUGUCUUCAUCAACAGAGGCACGAGAUUAUAUGGAAAGAUUUCUACACGGACCUACAGAGGAAACCUCGCUCCUGAAGGCGUCACGGGAUGUUGUCACUACAAAAAUCCGCCAGAACUUGGAGAGGGCCUCUAAGCUGUGCAGUUGGGAGUAUGAUCCUGAUCAUAAAAUUCUGGAAGUCAAAGUGAUUGUUUCUUCUCUACAUGCCGCCUUCAACGGAAGUUUCGCCUGCACUGUUACAGAGGCUUUAUUUACUAUAUUCACAAAAGACUAG
Aspergillus niger is the source of this 906-nucleotide messenger RNA. RefSeq lists its product as uncharacterized. The record is from RefSeq and is a predicted model, not a curated record. The transcript is spliced from 4 exons. Bases 1 to 906 code for a protein of 301 amino acids. Lineage: Eukaryota; Fungi; Ascomycota; Eurotiomycetes; Eurotiales; Aspergillaceae.